AUGCCGGCUGUCUUACAGUCCACCAUUGAUCUCCUAGAGACCGAACUGGCCAAGGCCAGGGCCGCUCUCAAAGAGAUCCAGCCCAAUGCCGCUCCCAUCUAUAUCCAAGGCGAUGAUAUCGCCCCCGGCGCCGUGGCCGCCUACCGUCAGAAUCUGAUCGGCCGCGCUCCUGACUUCUUCUAUGGCUCCCGUCGCUUGUCGCCCAAGGACGUCGGCCUGGUUCCGGUCGUGAAGGAGAUCCAGGUCGACGAGGUCGAGGUGGAAGAACCCCGCCAUGAACCCACAUAUACCAUCACGGUGAUUCCCCCCAAGCGCGCAUCGCUGGUGGAUAUCCUGUCCAACAGCCUCAUCCUCGACCAUAUGGCCCCGUACCUGUCAGUUCCGUCCUUGUUUGCCUUGGCAUCCACCUCGCGCCAUCUUCGAACCAUGGUCAUGGCCACCCCGUAUGUCUUUCGACACCUCGAUCUUUCUCAAUGUCGUGGCGCACAUCUGUCCGACACAGCUCCGUUAGACUCGGGGGGUCAGGUCUGGAGGAGUGAACGGAUGGACGAGUCUUUGACGGAGGACGAAUUCUACUCCGGACCGUUGCGGGGAAUCUUCGCCAAGUUGGAGCGGCAAUCGAUUCUACAAGACGUGCGCACUCUGGUGCUGGACGGCUUAUCGGUCCCAGCGGAUUUGGUUGCGGAUAUCAUCCUGACGGACCGCUUCAACAUCAAUAUCCUGUCCAUCCGGGACUGUCGCCACCUGAACGAGCGCAAACUGAUGCAGGUUCUCCAGUAUGCCGUGCGGCCGUCUCGCCCCGAAGGAACCCCGCGAGUGAAGGGUAUCUAUCAUUUUACCCCAGUAGCCCAUCCCCGGGCCAUGGUGAGGAGCAAGUAUCGUGACUGGUGGAGCUCCCGAUGCGCGCCAACCGCAGCAGAAGAAGAGUCGACUCCGUCCGAGGACGAGCAGCCGUGGUUCCGCCAGAAUGCGUGGUACCGCCCUUCCGGGAAGCUCUUCCCUCGCACCAUUGAAGACGGCUGGGCUCAGACAAUCCAGAAGUGUGAGGGAAUCAUCGCGUUUGAUGCAGUUUUAUGCCGGGGGCCACGGCACUCUCCCGAUUCCCACAUCCCCGCUGCUCAGAACCAGAAUGGCCAGGGACCCGAGAAUCAACUUCUCGGCCCAGCGAUUGCAACCGUUGCGUUAGGUCCGCAAGGAUGCGACGGGUGCCAUACCUCGCCUGAAGGCCCGGCAAUCUGGGGACAGUCGCCUGACUCGCAGUUCCCACUGCUGAUCCCGCCCCCAUUCCAUUCAUCCGCCGUAUCAGCCGCCAAGCGGCCCGCUCUGUUCCCUGAUGAGCAUCCGGUGCUGAUUGCUCGCUGUACGGAUUGUCUGACCGACCGCUGGUGCCACCGCUGCCACAAAUGGUUCUGCAAUACUUGUUUGCCUCGUCCGGAACGGGCGGAAAUCAACCUAUCACCUCACCAGACUGCCGUCCGGGGACCUCGCAGCAGCUCUGCGGACUCGGAGAGAAGUAGGCUUGAAUCUGGAGUGAUGCGCGGCCUGUAA
This is a messenger RNA of Aspergillus terreus NIH2624, 1548 nucleotides long. RefSeq lists its product as uncharacterized. The transcript is spliced from 3 exons. Bases 1 to 1548 code for a protein of 515 amino acids. Lineage: Eukaryota; Fungi; Ascomycota; Eurotiomycetes; Eurotiales; Aspergillaceae. The record is from RefSeq and is a predicted model, not a curated record.